Medioppia subpectinata is the source of this 735-nucleotide messenger RNA. Lineage: Eukaryota; Metazoa; Arthropoda; Arachnida; Sarcoptiformes; Oppiidae. The record is from the annotation of a GenBank genome assembly.
AUGGCCCGAAAGUUAACCAUAUUAUUCGCACCGUUAGAGGCUGUGGGACACGUGAAUGCGUGCAUAGGUUUGGCUGAAGUACUGCUGAGUCGGGGCCACAAAAUAGUCUUUGCUAUCGAUCAGUCCUUUGAGGGCCGGUUAGCGCCGUUUGGAUUCACUGAAGAGAUACUGAUUACCGAUGAAAGUGGCCGUAAAAAGCCCGGCGAGACAAUGGCCAAGGAGUUGCUGAAUUCGGGCCGUAUAUCUAACGUGUCGUCGACUGAGUCGAUGAAAACGGCCCAAAAGUCUGCCGCCGGCGAUAUGUUUGCCAAAAAGCGUGUAAUUGAGCCGAUGUUGAGGGCUAUUGUGGCCAAACAUAAUCCGGACGUCUCUGUGGUCAGCGAAUUCUCGCCAUCGCCGACACUCAUCUACUCAAACAAGCCGUGGGUUUUUGUUUACAGUCAAAAUCCAUUGAUGGCAAUGCCCGACGACAACCUGCCUCCCGGUGCCACCGGUUUUGCAGUGAAUGGCGAUAGAAGUGAAUGGAAAGCACUGAAGGAAAAGAUGCAACAAAUGAUGAUUAAUAACAGAAAUGUUAAAUACAAUGAAUUUAUAAAAGAGCAGGGAUUUGAUCAAAGGGUUGAUAAAGCGCUUCCAGACUCGCCGUAUCUUAAUAUCUAUGGCUUUCCCGAAGAACUCGAUUACACAGACAUCCGACCCAUACCUGAGAAGUGGUUAAGAGUCGACACAUUUAUG